GUUUGGUGGCUCAAAAUUAACGAUUUGAUGAAAGAAGAACCAAAUCAUACCAAUGGAAGGAAGCCGGGAAAGUGAUUUAGAGAAGGAAGAAGAUGACGCUGCGACUGAGAUUUUAAGGGAUAGGUUCCGUCACUCCGCUAUAUCCAUUGCCGAAUCCGAAGCGAAAACAAAUGACAUGGAUAUCUCUCCACCAGUCAUGGUAUGCAUAGCUGAUCUAGCUUUCAAAUUCACGGAGCAGUUGGCAAAAGAUCUCGAGUUAUUUUCACAGCAUGCAGGUCGCAAAUCUGCAAAUAUGGAAGAUGUCAUACUAUGUGCUCACAGGAACGAACAUCUGGCUUCCUCAUUAAGAUCCUUUUGCAAUGAGCUGAAGGGUAAAGAACCCCAAACUGAGAGGAAGCGAAGGAAAGCUUCAAGAAAGGAAGACAAAGCUACAUCUAAUGUACUUGAUAUCUCUUGAUGUGUAGCUCUGUUCUCAGAAAGAUAGGUGUUCAGGAAAUAUGAAAACUUUCCUCUAUUUGUAGGGCGUAGUUUUUUGUUUUUCUGGUUGUUUUCUAUUUAGUGGGAUUAAUUGAUUUACAUCAACCUAGUUGCUUUGUAGAACUAAAACAUAGAUGUAAGGUUAUGAUUUCUCUUUCUCUUGUAUAGAAUUUUGGUAUAUUGGUUCAUCUAUAAGAAUAUUUCCAAACAAUAA
Telopea speciosissima is the source of this 691-nucleotide messenger RNA. Its product is annotated as protein MHF1 homolog. The record is from RefSeq and is a predicted model, not a curated record. Gene Ontology annotation, molecular function: chromatin binding; protein heterodimerization activity. Gene Ontology annotation, cellular component: FANCM-MHF complex; Fanconi anaemia nuclear complex. NCBI's taxonomy places the organism in Eukaryota, Viridiplantae, Streptophyta, Magnoliopsida, Proteales, Proteaceae. The coding region runs from base 53 to 457 and encodes 134 amino acids. The transcript is spliced from 4 exons. Gene Ontology annotation, biological process: replication fork processing; resolution of meiotic recombination intermediates.